This is a messenger RNA of Xenia sp. Carnegie-2017, 2390 nucleotides long. Its product is annotated as protein adenylyltransferase SelO, mitochondrial-like. The record is from RefSeq and is a predicted model, not a curated record. NCBI's taxonomy places the organism in Eukaryota, Metazoa, Cnidaria, Anthozoa, Malacalcyonacea, Xeniidae.
GUCAGAGCCAGGUCGGAGCUCCUCGUAAUGCCAUAUUUUGGUUGUUGCGUAAUAAAUUCUUCAUAAUCGUAGGGCAACACAAAAGGGAUAACUGAAAACGAGUGAGUGAAAUAAGCUUGAUUAUGAUUCAUGCACCGUCUCUGCAAUAACUAUCUAAAGAAUUGGAGUUGCCUUCAGUUAAUUUCCAGUAUCGAAAAAUAUUUUGGUUUGAGAAAGACACAAUUUCCAUGGCCUAGACGAAGUUUAAUUUCGAACGACAUGACUACUUUGGAAUCUCUGAAAUUUGAUAAUGUAGCUCUGCAGUCCUUGCCUUUAGAUCCUGUAAAGGAAAAUUUUGUUCGUCAAGUCCCAAAUGCAUGUUUUUCUCUUGUGGAACCAACAGCCAUCAAGGAUCCUGAAAUGGUUGCCUACUCAAGUGCAUUGAGUUUGAUUGAUUUAGAUGAGGAUCAGGCGAAAAGACCAGAAUUCAUUGAUUUCUUUAGUGGUAACAAAAAGUUUCCUGGAUCGCAAACUGCAGCUCAUUGUUAUUGUGGUCAUCAAUUUGGUAGUUUUGCAGGACAACUUGGUGAUGGUGCAGCUAUAUCUUUGGGGGAAGUUGUAAAUAAGUCUGAGAAAAGAUGGGAAAUGCAAUUGAAAGGAGCUGGCAAAACACCAUUCUCAAGAAGUGCUGAUGGCAGAAAAGUCCUCAGAUCAAGUAUUCGUGAAUUUUUAUGCAGUGAGGCAAUGUACCAUCUUGGCAUUCCCACAACUAGAGCUGGAUGCUGCAUAACAUCAGACUCAAAGGUUAUCAGGGAUAUAUAUUACAAUGGAAAUCCAAUUUAUGAGAAGUGCACAGUGGUACUCAGACUUUCCCCAUCUUUUAUCAGAUUUGGAUCUUUUGAAAUUGUGAAACAUCUCGAUCCAUUAACUGGUCGACGAGGGCCCAGUGCUGGAAAUAAAAAGAUUUUGAUUCAAUUGUUGGACUAUGUUAUUAAGACAUUUUAUCCUCAUAUUGAAAUUGACUACGAUAAUAAUGCUGAGGAGCGUUACCUUGCAUUUUACAAAGAAGUUAUCAUAAGAACUGCUCAACUUGUUGCUGAAUGGCAGUGUGUUGGAUUUUGUCAUGGAGUUUUAAAUACAGACAAUAUGAGCAUUCUUGGUUUAACUAUUGAUUAUGGUCCAUUUGGAUUCAUGGAUCAUUUCAACGCCGAUUUUGUUUGCAAUAUGAGUGAUGAAAUGGGAAGAUACAGUUUCAAGGCUCAACCUGAAAUAUGCAAAUGGAACUUAAUGAAAUUAGCCGAGGCCCUGGCUGAUGUUUUACCACUGAACAAGUCACGAUCUCUUCUUGACGAUACGUAUGAUGAGGAGUUUAAUGCCUAUUAUCAUAGAAAGAUGCGUAAAAAACUUGGUUUAUUGAGGAAAGAGAUCGAAACUGAUGGGGUGUUGGUGAAGGAUUUGUUACGAGUUAUGGAAGAAACAGGAGCGGAUUUUACGAAUGUCUUCAGAUGUUUGUCAAAGAUCACGGUUGAUAUUAACACGAAAUGUAAGAGGGAUUAUGAUGAAGUGUUAAAGUAUAUUCUGACGCAGUGUCUUGAACCGUCUGAUCUUCCAAGCAAUCCUGGAAUGUCUGAGCAACUUCAAUUGUUAUUGCUAAUGAUGAGAAGCAAUCCUUCAUUGGCGUCGCAGUUUCAGGGAAAUACAUGGAUACAGGCUGAGAAAGAGAAGAUGGAAAAAGCCCAAAAAUUUCGAGAUAUAACUCCUCAAGAGAAACGCAAGAGAGAUGAGGGAUUGUGGCUUGAGUGGAUAGGAAAGUACAAGGAGCGAUUACAAAAGGAAUUUUCAGAAGAACCUGGAGACAUAAACGCGUUUAAUGCUGCUAGAGUUGAUGUUAUGAAUCAAAAUAAUCCUAGAUUCAUACUUAGAAACUAUAUAGCUGAGAACGCUAUCAAGGCUGCUGAAGAAGGCGACUACAGUUUAGUUAACCAUGUGUUGUCAAUCCUGGAAUCACCUUACUCUGAUAGUGUAAAUUCAAAAGUUAUUAUGCAAGAUAAUGGUUCUGCAUCAAGUAUAGUGGAGAAUGAAGGGAAAUGUGACCCUAUUCCUUUCACAUUCGAUGUGACAAUGAAAGAGCCGAAGCAAGAGAAAGACGUGUAUCUGUUACCACUCAACUCUAUACAGUUUGAAGAUGAAAUUAGCUAAGGCAUGGAAGAGCAGGUCCCGUGAUUUCUAAACAAGAGGGCGAAAGAUUUACUUGUCUUUCAAGAUGAAUAUUGAUUUGGUAAACUUAACCUCAAAGUAAUGUGGGUGUAAUCGUGUUUAAAUGGGGAAAAGUCUGCGAUUGAACUUUUCCAUUCACCAGAAUUGAAAAUAAUUAUUUAGGUAUGGAAAUACUAGACGAAAGCUGUUGGAGU